Botrytis porri is the source of this 3243-nucleotide messenger RNA. RefSeq lists its product as uncharacterized. Bases 334 to 3243 code for a protein of 969 amino acids. The transcript is spliced from 7 exons. The record is from RefSeq and is a predicted model, not a curated record. Gene Ontology annotation, molecular function: protein binding. Lineage: Eukaryota; Fungi; Ascomycota; Leotiomycetes; Helotiales; Sclerotiniaceae.
ACUGAACUUUCCAAUCUUUCGGCUCAAUCGUUUCUUGGUCACUCCCAACUCUCACACGAUAUCAUGCACAGCAAGGCUAUAUUAUGCAAUAAAAUACUAAAGAGGAAAGUAUCAAACCAUUAUUAUGAGGCGAAGCACAUUCGCAAAGACGUCUGCCAUAAAUUGGUUCUAUAAGAACAUUGACGACUCGGCGUGUUGAGCAAUAUGCUCAAUAUAUGAUGCAGCUUUCGAUGCCUUUUUAGUGUCGCUGUGUAUCAUUGUCCCCAAACUUGUUUUUGAAAUAUUAAAAUUCAUACUCUCAAUUUCCCAAAGGACCGACCAAGAAGUCUUAAGAUGGCUGAGGCUCUUGGUGUCGCCUCGAGUAUUGCUGGUUUGGUAUCACUGGCUGAUACUGUUGUUCGACUGGGCUACAAAUACAUCAAAGAUGUCAAAGAUGCCGAGAAAUCUGUUCGUAGCCUUGUUGAAGAAGUCAACAACCUUUCUGGUGUACUUCAUAGUCUCGAUAAUGUGGCACAGGCACUGGAAGCGCAAGAUACUUCGGUGCAUAGCUCCAGCAAGAUACAACAUCUAUAUUCUUGUCAAAUAACCCUAGAGAAAAUCACAGACCAACUCGAGAAAGCUAUACCAGAAGUAAAGUCAACAUCUCAGAAGCUCAAGUGGCCAUUCAAGAAAGCAGUGGUUUCAGAGUUGUUGAGAGAGAUACAGAAUCACAAAUCUACGAUGAUCAUGGCCUUAAAUACUCAACAAAUCAGGUCAACCUUGAUUGAGAUACUUGCCAACCAAGAACAACUUAAGAAGACCGUUGCUGACACAAAUUCCAGUAUGGAGGAUGCUCGAGUAGAAUGGCGCAGGUUGACUACGGAUGAGAGUCUAAGGGAGAAGCUCAAUCUUUUAGGUACCAUCGAUGUCAUGAAAUGGCAAAAUUCGAAUGUUAGAUUGAGACAACCUGGAACAGGCGUCUGGUUCACCGAGAGCAAGGAAUUCGAGGAUUGGGCAUCUACAGACAAUUCAAAGUUAUGGAUCUAUGGAAUACCCGGAGCCGGGAAAACAAUUCUGAUGGCAUCUGUUAUAAAAGAGAUUGAACAAAGCCAGGAUCCAUCUCAUGGAACUGCAAUGUUCUAUUGUGAUUAUAAGGAUACUCAGACUCACGAUCCGCGGACCAUUCUGGGGUCUUUGGCGCGACAACUGAUUCUUCAGCAUGAACAUGCUUUUACGCAACUGGAAGCUUUCUGUGAGAAGCACCAUAUGACGGAAAACACUCAAGGCUCAGCCACUACUGACGAUUUUUGCGAAUUUAUCGUUGAAUUAUCAAGAAAUUUCACCACUACUAGUAUCGUAGUAGAUGGUCUGGAUGAGAUGGCUGAAGAUCGCGCAGAGGUCACAAGACUUCUUGAAUCAUUGGACAGGCCAUCAGAAACGAUCAAAACCCUCCUGGCGAGUCGCAAUGAGGUGGAUAUUCGAAUUGUAUUGGAAGAUUAUCCCCGUGUUUCCAUUGCGGCAAAAAGUGGUGACUUGCGACUUUAUGUGCAUUCUGAGAUAGAGAAGCGAACGAAAGUCGGCAAGCUCCGUAUUAAAGAUCAUAACCUAAAGGACCACAUUGUCAAAGUGCUUACAGAGGGCGCUGAUGGCAUGUUUUGGUGGGUUGCAUGUCAGAUGGACUACCUUUGCGAAUGCAGUACGGAUAGAGAUCGUCGUGAAGCCUUACGCAAAUUACCCCCAGAUCUGCCCAAAUCAUAUGAACGUAUUCUUGACAGGGUCAAUCGAAGCAGUAAAGAGAAUCAAACCCUUGUCAGGCAUACACUUCUUUGGGUGGUAUACGCCCAAAGGCCGCUAAUGAUAACACAACUGCUCCAAGCACUUGCAGUAAGACCUGGUGAUGAGACUUUCGAGAGGGAAAAUAUGACUACAUUGGACGAACUCCUUAACUGGUGUAGUAGUCUCAUUCGCCAAAAGUCUCAAUCGGAUGAGCUCGAACUUGCACACUUCACAGUGAAAGAAUACCUCUUGAGCCUUUCCGAAGAAUGUGGUCCAGGUAUUUCACAGUACAGACUUUCAGGGGAUCAUGCUGAGAUUGUGAGAAUAUGUUGUGACUUCUUAAGUCUUUCGGAAUUCGAUGGUUUGCCACUGCCAGUGACGGGUUUCAAGCAGGAGUUGACAGAUUUCAAUAAAUUCUGGAAGGAAUUCGAAGACAACUACUCGUUCAUGAAAUAUGUUCUUGAAUUCUGGUCUGUGCAUGUUCAUCGAAGUUCAUGGAGUGAAAUUUCAAAUGAAGUCAUACUUCUUUUUGAUGAAACGAGAAGCAGUUACAGACUGUGGACAUUUGGCUACUAUCAUUAUACAAUGUCAGGUUCUUGCAAGUGCACUGGAUUGUUAAAUUUCGAUGAUUUUCUACCAGCAGAUCACCUGAAUUGCGUGAUAGGGUCAUCAAGACCUUCUGCCCUUCACUGGGCUGCUAUGGUGGCUUUGCCUGAUAUUUGCAACUCUCUCAUCGAUCGUGGAGCUGAUUUAAAUGCCCCAAGCGUUUUUGGCAAUCCACUUGAGUGUGCGAUACUGUGCAAUAACGCAAUAUAUGAGGACGCACAGCUGUUAUGUGACCAUGACCUUGUAUAUCAUGAACACUGGAAAUGGGAUUCAAGGAAGAAGGUUAUUAAACAUUUGAUCAUGGCCGGUGCAGCUCUCGACAAUAUCGAUGUCAUAAAACUCCUCUUUCGACACUCAUCUACAUUCGCAGAGUGUCAUGGCGAGUCGGAUGCUGAUCUAUUCCAAGUCAUAUUUGACAAGAAUCCGACCUUUUCCGUUGAGAGUCUGUUUGCAUUUCUUCGAGGCAUUUUCAGAGAAAGAAACAUGAUUGGCUAUUAUCCAGAAAGAGGAAUACAUUAUAAUAAUGCUAGCCUAUUCGUCGAAUUACUAGCAUGGGGGGCACGAACAAAUUUCGCACAUUUCGCAACGGAUACAUUCCCAUUAUUUUUCGCUAUUGUUUAUGAUUGUUUAGCGAUCUCGAAUUACCCGCCGUCGAUUCUUGAACCUUUUCUCGAUAUUAAAUUUCUUGGAAUAUCACGGCAUCACGGGAUAGGUACGCAUCCUAUUUUACCGGCGCAUUCCGGGGAUUGUGUGACUCAACUCCGCAAUUUAGCAUUGGAUUUUUUUCGAAUUUCCAGAAUGAAUUCGCCAAACUCGCUGGAAAGGAUGUUCUCAGAGGUACCAUUAUGUGGUGUGCCCCAAAUAAGCCAAUACAUUUUUUAG